GAACCUUGGUGGAGGGAGGAGGGGACAAUAAAGGAUGGGAGACCUUGGGAACCCCCGGUCUCACGCGGAAGCACAGGGAUGGCUCUAACGGAUAGCGCCGGAGCGGCGAAGGAAGCGCUUGGCGAGAGCUCGAUCUUCGCAGACAUAACAAAACGGGCCGAUUAAACAAAACCGCGUCGUUCAGAGAGCGGGGGAAAUAACUCACAGAAGCAAACGGCCGCACUCUCUCACACACCCCCCCCGAAGGUGGUUGAGUCUCGGAAGAAAGAAGAGGGGUGGGCAGGCGGAGGAUCCCGCGUCUGAGGAGAAGAGCCAGGCGGGAAUGAAAAGUUUCUCCCAGGAGGAAGCCUCCCUGUGGCGCGCCGAGAGAUCUGUCCUUCUGUAUGUUCCGAAGAGGAGGGGAGGGGGGGAGCCAGCUCUCCCGCUCUGGCCCCCGGCGAAGAAAGAAGUUGAUAGACCCAGGGGCGUUUGAAGCAGCCACGUCCUUAAGAGAGCAACGCGGGGAGCGGUACCAUGUAAAGGAAGGGGCAGGGGACGUCCGCCGAAUGGGAGUGGAUUGCAUUGGAGCCCGCUGGGACUGAACUAGAUGGAAAACUGCCGAUGGAUAUUGAAUUUCCUUUCGUUUUUCUUUUCUGUCAAAUUGGAUUUGUUGCCGAAAUGAUGUAGUUUUGCCUUCCGUGGUCUUCUCUGUCCCCCCCCCCUUGGUUUUUUUCUUUCUUUUUUCUUAUUUUCCUUCGGAAUUUCGUUCUGGAUAUUCUUCUUCUCCUCCUCCUCCUCCUCCUCCUCCGGGGCGAUAUCUCAAAGACAGCUCAGAAUCAGGAAACCUGCAGCAGAACAAACAAUGACUGAAGACCAUUCCAAUGCAACUCCCUACACUGAACUGGGAAAUUGAGACUAUGAAGAAAGACUGGCCGUUUGUAACAAGAGGGUUGGCUUCUAUUUUGCUAGCUCCAAGAAAGACGUCCUUUAUCUGUGUGACUCAAGCAGACAAAGUUACCACUAGAGUGCCAGCAUUAUUGGCCAGGAAUUGAGAAGGGCAGAAGAUGGACUAGGUAUUCUGACUAUUGGAACUCCUGAAGGACCAACACUAAAUAAAUUAUGAAUGUUGAACAAGAUGACCUUACAUCCACAGCAGAUAAUGAUAGGUCCUAGGUUUAACAGGGCCCUAUUUGACCCCUUGCUUGUGGUGCUACUGGCUCUUCAACUUCUCGUGGUGGCUGGUUUGGUGAGAGCUCAGACUUGCCCGUCUGUCUGUUCCUGCAGCAAUCAGUUCAGCAAAGUAAUUUGUGUAAGGAAGAAUCUGAGAGAGGUCCCUGACGCCAUCUCCACAAACACACGGUUAUUGAAUCUCCAUGAGAACCAGAUCCAAAUCAUUAAGGUGAAUAGCUUCAAACACCUGAGACAUCUAGAAGUCUUGCAGCUGAGCAGAAAUCACAUUAGAACAAUUGAAAUAGGGGCCUUCAAUGGUCUGGCUAAUCUCAAUACUUUGGAACUUUUUGACAAUCGUCUUAGCACCAUUCCAAAUGGGGCUUUUGUAUACUUGUCAAAACUGAAGGAGCUCUGGUUGCGAAACAACCCCAUUGAGAGUAUUCCUUCUUAUGCUUUUAAUAGAAUCCCUUCCCUACGAAGGUUGGAUUUGGGGGAAUUAAAAAGGCUUUCAUAUAUCUCAGAAGGUGCCUUUGAAGGUCUGUCCAAUUUGAGGUAUUUGAACCUUGCUAUGUGCAACCUUCGGGAGAUCCCUAACCUCACACCACUUGUAAAACUGGAUGAGCUAGAUCUUUCUGGGAACCACUUAACAGCUAUCAAGCCAGGGUCCUUUCAAGGGUUAAUGCACCUUCAAAAAUUAUGGCUGAUCCAAUCCCAGAUUCAAGUGAUUGAAAGGAAUGCCUUUGAUAACCUUCAGUCACUAGUAGAGAUCAACCUGGCCCACAACAAUCUAACACUACUGCCUCAUGACCUCUUUACACCUCUCCGUCUAGAAAGGAUUCACCUGCAUCACAACCCUUGGAACUGCAACUGUGACAUCCUGUGGCUCAGCUGGUGGAUUAAAGACAAAGCGCCCUCCAACACUGCAUGUUGUGCCCGUUGCAACACACCUCCUAGCUUGAAAGGAAGGUACAUUGGUGAGCUGGAUCUGAAUUACUUCACAUGCUAUGCUCCUGUGAUUGUGGAGCCACCAACAGACCUCAACGUCACUGAAGGCAUGGCUGCAGAGCUGAAAUGCCGAGCAUCAACAUCCCUGACCUCUAUAUCUUGGAUUACUCCAAAUGGGUCUGUUAUAACACAUGGGGCUUAUAGGGUUCGGAUUUCUGUGCUCAGUGAUGGCACAUUAAAUUUUACAAGGGUGACUGCGCAAGACACGGGCUUGUAUACAUGCUUGGUGAGUAACUCUGUUGGGAAUACCACAGCUUCUGCAACACUCAAUGUAACCGCGCAGGAGUGUAUUACUUAUUUUUCAACCAUCACAGUGGAAACUGUGGAACCAUCUCAGGAUGAGGCACGGACCACAGAACAUGUUUGGCCCACACCAGUCACUGAAUGGGACACCACCAAUGUGACAACCUCUCUCACACCACAGAGCACAAGGUCAACAGAAAAAACAUUCACCAUCCCUGUGACAGAUUCAAGCAAUGGGAUUCCAGGAAUAGAUGAGGUUAUGAAGACUACCAAAAUCAUUAUUGGUUGUUUUGUGGCAAUCACUCUUAUGGCAGCGGUGAUGUUGGUCAUUUUCUACAAAAUGAGAAAACAACAUCACCGGCAAAACCACCAUGCUCCAACGCGAACUGUAGAGAUCAUUAAUGUGGAUGAUGAGCUUACAGGUGAUACACCUAUAGAAAGUCAUUUGCCCAUGCCAGCAAUAGAGCAUGAGCACCUAAAUCACUAUAACUCUUAUAAGUCUCCUUUCAACCACACAACAACAGUUAACACAAUAAAUUCAAUACACAGUUCAGUGCAUGAACCAUUGUUGAUCCGAAUGAACUCGAAAGACAAUGUGCAAGAGACUCAGAUCUAAAACAUUUACAAAUUUAAAGGGGAAUUUAAAACACAAAAGACAGUUUAUUAAAAAAAUGACACAAAUGACUGGGCUAAAUCUACUGUUUCAAAAAAAGUGUCUUUACAAAAAAAGAAAUUUAUUUAUUAAAAAUUCUAUUGUGAGCGAAAGCAGACAAAAUUAUGUGUAUUCCUCAGAACCUCUUUUUGCUGCACUUAUUUGCCCUCCACCUUUCCCUUCCCUUUCUUCUUCCCUCUUCCCAAGCCCAUUUGCCAUAUUUUUCAUAGAGCAAUUUGAUUCUCUAAAAACAGAAAAACACUGGUCUAGGAAUUUUUGUAAGAAUUAUGUUAACGCUUUGGGAAUUUUUAUGGUGAAUUCUAGUGGUGAGAUUCGGUCUAUUUUGUCUUUCUUCAUUUCAUUUUCUUCUCAUGCCCUUUUUGAAAUGGUUCAACAGGGAAAUGGAUGUUAGCGGUAGAUUCACGAGAACAAUCAAGGAACAACAAAACAUAACAAAAAAAAUAUUUUUUUCACAUAAAUGACCUAUUCUGUAUUUCCUGAAGGGACCAUUCUUUGGAAGAAGAAAACAAAAAUCCGAGAAAUUAAUUUUCAUGUGAGCAUCUAUAAAACCCAUGAUAUUUUAAACAAUUCUAGAA
Molecule: messenger RNA, 3645 nt
Organism: Rhineura floridana
Lineage: Eukaryota; Metazoa; Chordata; Lepidosauria; Squamata; Rhineuridae
Gene: LRRC4C
Product: leucine rich repeat containing 4C
Exons: 4
Coding region: 1103-3013 (636 amino acids)
Biological process (GO): regulation of axonogenesis; modulation of chemical synaptic transmission; synaptic membrane adhesion
Cellular component (GO): postsynaptic density membrane; plasma membrane; glutamatergic synapse
Molecular function (GO): cell-cell adhesion mediator activity
Source: RefSeq, a predicted model, not a curated record